Pygoscelis adeliae (Adelie penguin) is the source of this 822-nucleotide messenger RNA. It is a transcript of the gene SYNGR3, whose product is annotated as synaptogyrin 3. Gene Ontology annotation, cellular component: synaptic vesicle membrane; neuromuscular junction. The coding region runs from base 1 to 822 and encodes 273 amino acids. The transcript has 4 exons. Lineage: Eukaryota; Metazoa; Chordata; Aves; Sphenisciformes; Spheniscidae. The record is from RefSeq and is a predicted model, not a curated record.
AUGCUGCCAUCCGGCUUCUUCCCUGCCUGCAGGGACGUGAAACACCCUGGGGUCCCAGCGGUGUUCGUCCCUCACAGGGCUGUAACGAGGCCGCUGGAUAAUGGAUACGGGCGCUGCAUCCUUCAACCCCUGCUAAGCCAAGCCAAAAAUGGCCCUGUUGUUCGCAGGGCAGCCUCUCCCCCUGCCCCGCUGCGCCCAGCAAGUUGUGUUUUGUCCUUCCUUCUGCAGAUCUUCUCCAUCGUGGUGUUUGGCUCCAUCGUGAACGAGUGCUAUGUGAACACGGACAGCCAGAACCCUCAGCUGCUCUGCAUCUUCAACAAGAAUGAGAGUGCCUGCAGCUACGGCAUCGCCGUUGGCAUCAUUGCCUUCUUCGGCUGUAUCUUCUUCUUUGUCGUGGACCUCUACUUCCAGCAGAUCAGCAGCGUGAAGGACCGCAAACGGGCCGUCCUGCUGGACCUCGGCUUUUCAGGUUUCUUGUCCUUCCUAUGGUUUGUAGCCUUCUGCUUCCUAGCAAACCAGUGGCAACAGACGACGAUGAGCAAAGGGGUUUCGCAAGGAGCAGACGCCGCCCGGGCAGCAAUCACCUUCUCCUUCUUCUCCAUCAUCGUCUGGGUUGCGCUGGCGGUGAAGGCGCUGCAGAGAUACCGCCUGGGGACGGACAUGUCGCUCUUUGCCACCGAUCAGUUCGCCACCGACCCCAACGCGGCGUACCCCGGCUACCCCACCGGCAGCGGCAUCGAGAGCACAGAGACCUACCAGAGCCCCCCCUUCACCGAGACCUUAGACGCCAACCCGAAAGGUUACCAAGUGCCAGCGUACUGA